Protopolystoma xenopodis is the source of this 894-nucleotide messenger RNA. NCBI's taxonomy places the organism in Eukaryota, Metazoa, Platyhelminthes, Monogenea, Polystomatidea, Polystomatidae. The record is from the annotation of a GenBank genome assembly.
CCCCCGACGCCGGUACGCUCCAGCCUCGAGAGAGCCCCACCAGCGGGGCUCAGCCUCCGACUCGCCCGGCAACAGUCGCCCGGCCUGUUGUCCUGUGAUCCGUCGGACCUCUUUGUGCUGCCCGUCGUCAAGUGCCUGCCAACCACUGAUGCCAAGUUCGAGGCCCGAGGCGGCAGAAGCGCCAGUGGCGGCGUGAUGAUUGCGCUGGCCAGCGAAGAGCAGCGCUCCGACAGCGGCAGAGGCGCCAGCGACGAAGAGGCGAUGGCAGGAGGCCAACAACUGCAACAACCGCAAUCGCAAUACCAUCCGCAUUACACAUAUCAGCACAACCCACCGGCUCAGCACCACCACCAUCAGCAUCAUCAUCAUACACAACAACAACAACAACAACAACAACAACAACAACAACAGCAGCAGUAUCAUCUUCAAUACCAUCCGUACCACCACAGCCCUCAACAACUACAACAGCAGCUGCAACAGCAGAUUUCCGUGUGCCUAAGCGACCAAUCACAACCAGGAAAUCCGGUCUCGAACAAGACAAACGCCGGGAAUCACGUGCGUUUCGCGAGUCCUCCACGAAGCGGCAGUCCGAGUAUAGAACAUGUGGACUGGCCGAAGGAGCCUGCCGGUGCCGUUCUCACCUCCUUCCUGCCCAGUCGUCCUGGCAACCAUGCCCAGAGUUCGCCCAGUCCCUCGAGCCUCUCAAGGCGGCCCGACUCGCCCGACGACGCCGAACAAUCGCUCUGUGGCCAAGCGCAAACUGUCGUCUCUGGGGUCCAGGCCUGCGCCAGCCCCGUCUCGAAGGGUCUCGACAACAGACGACCGUUGAGGCCAUCCGCCGCCACUCGACUCUCGCAUCAGAUUGACCAACUCUUCGUCGAGAACAUGAUCUAG